GCAGGGUCAGAUUUCAAAGGCUUAGCAGCACCCUCUGUAAAAUCCUUGAUAAUUCAGUUCCAAAGGUAUGGCAACCAACGAAACAAACUCCCCAGUGGCGGAAUCCGAUUCGAAUCCAACCCUGGAGACACAAAUUGCUACACUGUACAGAGCAUUGGCAAAAAGUGACAGACAGGCUGUAGCAAAAUUGGUGGCGACUGACCUGGAGUAUUGGUUCCAUGGACCUCCAAACUGCCAACACAUGAUGCAGGUUCUUACGGGGGAAUCCGGCCGAACCGACUUCAAUUUCGAGCCCAGAAGCAUUGACGUUGUUGGUGAGUAUGCGAUUGCUGAGGGAUGGGAAGGGAAAAAUGUGUACUGGGUCCAUGUGUGGACCUUAAAAGAUGGUGUGAUAACACAAUUUAGAGAGUAUUUCAAUACAUGGCUUACUGUGAGGCAUACAAGGCCACGGAGCUGGCAUGAAAGGCGCACAUUGUGGCAGAGCCAACCCAGAGACCUUGCGCGCCGGUCGUUGCCAGGGGUUGUACUGGCUAUCUAG
Tripterygium wilfordii is the source of this 538-nucleotide messenger RNA. RefSeq names its product wound-induced protein 1-like. The coding region runs from base 68 to 538 and encodes 156 amino acids. The record is from RefSeq and is a predicted model, not a curated record. NCBI's taxonomy places the organism in Eukaryota, Viridiplantae, Streptophyta, Magnoliopsida, Celastrales, Celastraceae. The transcript has a single exon.